AUGCCGAGAUCGAAAAUAGGCAACAAAAAGAGCAAGCGUGUGGCUUGCGGCAAACGUUACAAAAUAGAAAAAAAGGUCAGGCAGCACAAUAAAAAGUUGAAAAAACUGAAGGAUGCCAAACUCAAAAAAGGACCAACAAGUUCAAAAAAAAAGGAUCCUGGAGUGCCCAACAGUUGUCCAUUUAAGGAAGAAAUUUUGAGGGAGGCGCAGAAAAGACGGGAUUUGAAAGAAGAGGAACGAUUGAAGAGGAAAGAGCAGAGAAAGAAGGAGAGAGAAAAGACGGUGAUGAAACAUAGGAACAUUGAAUCGCUGAUCGGUGAUGUUGAGAAAAAAACUGCCAUCUAUGAGAAGAAAAAUGAAUUCAUGUCAGAAAAUGCCUCCAAGAUAAGUGGCAAGAAUGUGGAGUCAUCUUUGAAAUCUUUCUACAAAGAAGUUAAAUAUGUGAUUGACAGCAGUGACGUCGUUAUAGAGGUGUUGGACAGUAGAGACCCGCUUGGAAGUAGGUGUCGCCAGUUGGAGGAGGCCGUCCUAGCCUGUGGCUCCAACAAACGAUUGGUUCUCUUGCUUAAUAAGAUUGACCUCGUGCCACAAGAAAAUGUUGAAAAGUGGUUGAAGUACCUAAGGAAUGAAUUUCCAACUAUUCCUUUCAAAGCAUGUACACAGAACCAAUCGCAUAAACUGGGUCGUAUCCACACCCCAAUUCAGUUGGUAAAGGAUGACGUGCGAAGGUCAUCGCAGUGCUUGGGCUCCGACCUUUUGAUCGCCAUGCUAAACACUUACUGCAGGAAUAAGAAUAUUAAGACGUCGAUCACAAUUGGGAUUGUCGGUUUCCCAAACACCGGAAAGUCCUCCAUCAUCAACAGCCUCAAAAGGACCAAAGCCUGCAAUGUGGGGUCAACUCCCGGGGUCACGAGAUCGUCUCAGGCAGUGCAACUGGACAAGUACAUAAAGUUACUGGACAGUCCUGGCGUCGUCAUGGCAACCAAUGCCAGCAGACCAGAGGACCUCGUUCUCAGAAACUGUGUCAAGUUAGAGUCUUUGGCCGAUCCCAUCCCGACCGUGUCUGCAAUCCUAAACAGAUGCAACAAGCAGCAGCUGAUGUUGCUCUACACACUCCCUGACUUCAAAGACAUCAAUGAGUUUCUUCAGCUUGUCGCCAAACGAUAUGGACUGCUUAAGAAAGGAGGCUUGCUAGAUACUACAAAAGCUGCCAAGAUUAUCAUUAAAGAUUGGAAUGGAGGCAAGAUACGUUACUACACUGAGCCACCAGAGCAGUACAAUCCAUCCAAUCACAUAAGUCUGGAGAUAGUUUCUGAGAUGAGUAGGGAAUUUAACAUUGAUGAUUUACUGAAGAGCCAUGAAGAUAGCAUUAUGCAAGAUCUUCAGAAUCCAGCAGACGAGUUCGACACCGUCCUACCCACAACAUCCCAACUCAGUGAUGGCGACAUUUUGUCGUCUGCUGCUGCUACUGCUGCUGCUUCAGCUGCUUCAAAUAAAAAUAAUAACGACGAUGACGAUGAUAGCGGUGCUGAUGAUAUGGGAGAUGGUGAGGUGGAUGUGGAUGAGGAAAUGGAAGAUGAUGAGGAAGAGGAAGAGAUUGAAAAGGAGAGUCGACAAAAAAAAACAAGAGGCAAGAGCAAAGUUAGGAGGGAUGAUGUCACGGGUCUGUCGAAACUGGAGGUGCAACUGCAUGGCAAUCGCAACUUCAACAAAGAGAAGAAGAAGGCCUUCAAAAGUGCCAGGAAGCUUAAAAAGAAAACCGACAAACUGGCCGAUUCAUUGGUGAGCAAAUUAACAACAUCAGAAGAUUAUGACUUCAACGAACAUUUUUAAAUUUUCUCGAUACAAUAAUCAUUUCAACGUUGUUUCACUCUGUGAUUGUCAUUUUAAAUUAUUUUACGGUUUUCUCAAUUUAAAAAAAAAAAUGUUUAAAAAACAAA
Molecule: messenger RNA, 1940 nt
Organism: Helobdella robusta
Lineage: Eukaryota; Metazoa; Annelida; Clitellata; Rhynchobdellida; Glossiphoniidae
Exons: 17
Coding region: 1-1833 (610 amino acids)
Cellular component (GO): nucleolus
Molecular function (GO): GTP binding
Source: RefSeq, a predicted model, not a curated record